Molecule: messenger RNA, 1577 nt
Organism: Salmo salar (Atlantic salmon)
Lineage: Eukaryota; Metazoa; Chordata; Actinopteri; Salmoniformes; Salmonidae
Product: protein YIPF4
Biological process (GO): endoplasmic reticulum to Golgi vesicle-mediated transport; vesicle fusion with Golgi apparatus
Cellular component (GO): membrane; trans-Golgi network
Source: RefSeq, a predicted model, not a curated record
AUAGCCAAUUUUGAUUUAGUGGCUGUGGUAACCAGUGGAAACCAAUAUCGCUGGAUGUGUGUGUUGUCGGACCUCAGUGGGUGGGACCAAACGAUACCUCAACAACAAGAUGGAAUAAUCGUGACAAAUUCGGGAAACCCGUCAUUUACAACGUUAUAUUUACUUGUGGCAGGUUAUUCAUUGAAACACUUUUUAAAUGUCAGUUCUUAGGACAUGAAGGUUGUUGGCACAACAUCAACAAUGCAGCUGUCUCCCACCAACGGAGAUUUUACCUUCGUCUCGUCAACUGAAGCCGAGGAUCUAAGUGGUACUAUCGAUGCCCCAGAUGUUAAAUUGAACAUGGGCAGCGACGAUGCAAAAGACCCAUAUGCAACCACGUUCCUGAGGAAACGAGGCUAUGGCUGGCUACUGGAAGUAGACGAGGAUGACCCAGAAGACAACAAACCUCUUCUGGAGGAGCUGGACAUCGACCUGAAAGACAUCUACUACAAGAUCCGCUGUGUGCUGAUGCCAAUGCCCUCCUUGGGCUUCAAUCGGCAGGUUGUGAGGGACAACCCUGACUUCUGGGGUCCUCUGGCUGUAGUGCUCCUGUUUUCCAUGAUCUCCAUCUACGGACAGUUCAGGGUUGUGUCUUGGAUAAUUACCAUUUGGAUAUUCGGAUCUUUAACAAUCUUUCUGCUGGCUCGUGUUCUCGGUGGUGAGGUGUCUUAUGGACAAGUCCUUGGAGUGAUUGGAUACUCUCUACUCCCACUCAUCGUUAUAGCUCCAUUGCUUUUGGUCAUUGGGGGUUUUGAUGUUGUUUCUACACUAAUAAAGCUUUUUGGAGUAUUCUGGGCUGCUUACAGUGCUGCUUCUCUACUUGUUGGGAAUGAAUUCAAAACCAAGAAGCCUCUUCUCAUAUACCCUAUUUUCCUUUUGUACAUCUACUUCCUGUCACUAUAUACUGGGGUCUGAUUGGACAAAUGGCUACUGUGGGCACUUUGGUUGGAGACUGACACAAAGCACUGUGAAAAGACACACAAGGAUUCAUUCCACAAUGAAAAUAAGGAACAUGGAUUUUUUAAAAGGUUAUUUUCUCCCUCUUUUAUCUCUGUUUACAAUCCUAGACUGUGGGGAUAAGGGUAUAUGUUACGUCAGUGUAUUUAAAUGUGCCCCUUACCGCUUUGCUCAAUAAAAAGCAGUAGCGUAUAGUGUAAGGCUGCAUUCAGAUUUAAUUGUAAUUAGAACCCUGGUUUGCAUUCGCAUCAUAAUUAUUUAAUCAAGGUGUGAAAUCUGGUUUUGGUAAUCAUGUUGGGGUCACAUAGAUUUUUGUUAAUGCUUUUAUUCCAUAGAGGAAGGUGGUGCCAAAUACAGUGCACAAAUGUUCAAUUAGAACCAAGGGGUUAAGAAAGACGUCAACCCCUAACUGAGGUUCCACCAUUAUUUUGUAAGGUAGUGGGUUUAACAUACUGUUAUGCAUUAUUUAGUUGUCAUUUUAUGCACCUUUUACAAACCUUUAUUUCUUAACUUUAUGAAUUUCAGCCUGGGUAGGCCAGUAGAUGAUGGGCAGUUUGAGUGAAAUAAAACAGUCUACUAAA